AAGACAACACACUGGUCAGCUACCUGUCCAGCUCAUUUCUUGCUCCUACAUACCAGGGCCAUGGCUGCGCAUUCGUAGAGACGAACGAGGUACACAGAAGAAGAGUCUCCCUUUAUGGCCCAUGAUCGCGCAUCCAUGUCCGAUUCUGUACCUGCCAUUGAGCAGAUUAACAGCUUACCCUUCCACGAUGCGCGCAUCCGAUCAGCGGCCGUAUCCAACGCGACAUCAGCAGCACCAUCGCCCAACGUCAUUCAAGGCGCUCAUUUGGACUGGCCCGCUGGAGUCGCAUUCUAUGGAGCACUAGAAACGGAGGUCCUGUUUCGCAACUCACCUCGUGUGCCGCAGAGCCCCUCCAGCGUCGGCUCGCCCUUGCUGCUACAGCUCCAGCGGCCCUUCCCAAAGCAUGCAAGGCCCGCGGAUUCAGAUCACCUACAUUAUACACACAGGGCUGAGUCUGCAGCGUUGGCGCCUUUACCUACAGAUUCGCUGGCUCCGACGACAAUCUCAUCAUCCAGAUCAUCCACCACGACACGUGAGCCCAUCGAAGACUAUGAGGGCAUUCAGGCUGAUCAAGUCGAUCGGUAUGGGUUCUUUGCCGAUGCGAAUUCCGCGCGGAGACGACUGUCCAGCGCAUCGAUGAUGGAAUUGCACAAAAAGUCCUCGCAACACAAGCUCUCACGAAAGAGCAGCCUUUGGAAGAGGCCUUCGCUCUUGCCCAUCCGUACACCACGAACAGGCCUUGCUCCUGAAAGCCAGAUGUCACAAGCUGUCAACAAGGUUUCUGCGAUCAAGGAAGCUGAACGUGCCGAAAAGUGGCGACGCAUGGCAACAAGACGUGCAAAUACAGCCGAUUUCGACUUCAAGCAGACGAGCAAGCUGGUUGAGCGUACAUUCAAGGGUAUUCCAGACAGCUGGCGUGCGCAAGUUUGGUCUUCACUGCUUCGCGAGAGCGCUGCAGGUGCUCCAGCAGAAAGUCGCCUGGAUGAGCAAGCGUUGCUAGACCGCUACCAACAUCUUUUGGAUAAGUCAUGCGAGAGCGACUCGCAAAUUUCACUCGAUGUUCCUCGCACUAUUUCCGGACACGUUCUCUUUCGCAAUCGCAAUGCCGGCGGACAGCGAUUCCUAUUUAAUAUCUUGCAUGCACUCACGCUGCAAUUCCCUGAAAGCGGCUACGUACAAGGCAUGCCUAGCAUAGCAGCGACUUUACUGUGCUUCUACGCAGAGGAAAGGGCCUUUGCUGUGAUGUGCUGGCUUUGGACAGAACGUCGAAUGCAGGAUCUGUAUAAGCCAGGCUUUUCACUCAUGCUCGACGCUUUUCAGACGCUAGAGGAGCGUAUGCGUGGACUACCUGCGGGUAGACAUCUCAUUCAGCUUGGCAUUCUGCCAAUAACCUUUGCAACGCGCUGGUACUUGACGCUGUUUCACAUCACACUUCCCUUUCGCACCCAACUUCGAGUCUGGGACGUGUUCAUUCUACAACCCAAGGACAGCUCCUUGCAAGUGCUAGAGGCGGUCACGUUGGCCUUACUCGACACGCUGGAAAAGAUGAUUCUGCUCUGCGAUUUUGAUACAGCAAUGCGGGUGUUGACCCUGCCACUUCCCAUCACCGACGACGAGGUCCUCCUCAAACAUAUUCGAAAGCGACUGCGCUGAUUGUAAUUCCAUCUGCAUACAUAGCUAAUUUAUCUCUACAGGAUUGCCAUAAUGUUUGGCGGUGUCGCCACUCCGCCAGGGACAUUGAGGGGAGAGCUGCUCACAAAGAAGGACCAUCGACCUUCUUGCUUGCAUAGCUCACUGAGCCGUUCAAGGUAAAACAUUUCGCCAAUGGGCAUACCCCAUCCAGCAAGGAAGACUUCAUGCAACAACUUACCAAAAGCAGACAAAUCACCGGGCCAAGACUCAAAAGCAGGUGCAUCCCCGGCAACAGCAGCAAACUUGUUAUUGUAGACCCAUUCUGCAAACUUGAUGUCUUGCUUAAUACCAGCAAAUUGUGGCGGGAUCUGCUUGGACUUGGCAAGAAUUUCGUCAUC
This is a messenger RNA of Protomyces lactucae-debilis, 2030 nucleotides long. Its product is annotated as rab-GTPase-TBC domain-containing protein. Lineage: Eukaryota; Fungi; Ascomycota; Taphrinomycetes; Taphrinales; Protomycetaceae. Bases 115 to 1653 code for a protein of 512 amino acids. The transcript is spliced from 2 exons. The record is from RefSeq and is a predicted model, not a curated record.